This is a messenger RNA of Rhopilema esculentum, 1722 nucleotides long. RefSeq lists its product as uncharacterized. Gene Ontology annotation, cellular component: nucleosome. Gene Ontology annotation, biological process: nucleosome assembly. NCBI's taxonomy places the organism in Eukaryota, Metazoa, Cnidaria, Scyphozoa, Rhizostomeae, Rhizostomatidae. Gene Ontology annotation, molecular function: DNA binding; structural constituent of chromatin. The record is from RefSeq and is a predicted model, not a curated record.
AUGGGGAAGAAGUCUCUAGAGGUAUUGAUUUAAUUGUAAUUGUCUGAGCAUUGAAUAGAAUCGAUAUCUAUAUUUUCUCUUACAAGAUGCACGCGGGAAUUCCCGUCCUACGCAGCCCCGUGCAAUAUAAAAUGUGCGAGACUGACUUUUACAGUACCAUUGCUUUUUUGCUUUGCCACAACAUUGUCAACAAGAAUGGCAGCAAAGACUGAAACAGACGGAGCAAAGCCAGAACAGGUGAAGUAUAAGCAUCCAUCUUAUGCUGUAAUGGUGGAGCAAGCAAUAGUAACAUUGAAUGAGCGUCAAGGUUCCACCAGGCAGGCGUUGUUUAAGCACAUGACAGGCAAGUACCAACUAGAUUCGACCGCAUGUCAGACACACGCCAGCAAAGCCCUGAAGGCGUGCAUGGAAAGCAACACGAUUGCAUCAUCGACAGGAGAUCUUAAAGGAAAGUUCAAGCUCUCCAAGGAGAGAAAGGAAGAGUUGAAGAAGCUUGAAAAGAAAUUGGUAAAAAAGGCAGAGAAAGAUGCAAGUGAAGAAAGCGGGAAAGUUGCCAAUAAACCACCAAAACCUUCGCUCGAGAAGAAAAAGAAGGCCUCGGAAAGUAAAGAAGACAAGGAAAAUGAACCAGUUAAAAAGGGAAAACAGGGAAAAUCAACAGCCAAGGACAAAGAGAACGAAGAGGCCUCCAGUAAGGCCAAAAAGCCUACAAAAGAAAAGGAAGGGAAGAAGACUUUGAAAAAGUCAGCCAGCAUGAGUAAGGUUGAAGAAAUGCGAACCGAAGAGAAAGCGGCUGCAAAACCUAAAGGAAGAAAAAAGGCAUCUGACAGCGAGGACAUAAAAGAUCAAGAAGAAGCCGAGAAAAAGGCUGCCAAAAGAGGGCCUAAGAGAAAAGCCACAGAGUAACUGAGCGGUUCAUAUGCCUCAUUCGAUGAUUUGGAUACGGUCUCAUGGCUGGAGAAAGAAUGUUUGUGUCAGGUUUGCAAGAGUAUUAUUCAAGGUCAAUAAAUCAAUAGAUACAUUGAUGUAAAAAUAACUUUAUGAUGUUGCUCAUUGAAUUAUCGAAGUUUUGCUGUUUUAAAUGAAAUUAAUCGUUGGGCGUAAUCUUAAAAAUCGAAAAUUUCGGUCUAUCGAUAGUGAAUUUUAUAGAACUGGCGAAUUUUCUUAGAAAGCUUUUUUUACCUUUUUUGGAAACAUAUAGUUAAUGUUCAUGUUGAUCAAUUUCUAGCUUGUAAAUAAGUAUUCUUUAAAGUAUUAAUUUUAUGUACAUUUGAAAACAUUGAAAAUAUUUUUAUGAAUUACGAUAUAUAAACAAUUUGUGGCUCUUGUAGUUAAUUUUUCUCAGUGCCUGCUCAUCAAGCCUUGAUAAUGUUGAUUAAUAAAACUUAUAAAAAUGGUAAUUAAAACGUGCACAUAAUUAACAGAGCUUGGUUUAAGCGCAUGCAGUAGAAAUGGAAAAACUUCUAACACGCUGUAAGAGAGCACAAUUAGCGGGUUGAAAAACAGCAAACUAUGUUAAAUUCAAUAUUGUGCUCACAAUUUCAGAGUUUGUUGAUCUGCAUAUUGACCAAAAUCAAUUCAGGUGUUGCUUAUAGAUUUUAAAUUCAACUACGAUAUCAAUAAUAACCUGUAUAAGUUGAUACUUUGAGAAAGAUUGUAGAAAAUACAAAUCUAGAAAUAGAUUCAUACAACAUAGACGGUAUAAGUACUAAAGAUUCAUGC